AUGGAGUUUGUGGGAAGUCGAGGCUCCUUUGCUGGGGGCUCUGGGCUGUUGGUGGUUCCUGGUCAAAAUUAUCUGGAAGUAGAUUCAGACAAUGAUGAUGAAGAGGUUGUGAUUGGAAUACGACCAAAAUCUUCUCCCCAACCAAGAAGGAAGACCUCAGUUAGUGAAGAGGAAUCAGAUAUUUCAGAGCCUCCUUCGUUGAGUGGGUCUCGUAGAGUGUCAUUUGCAGACACUGUAGGUUUAAGUUUGGUGCAAGUUAAGGAGUUCGACAAAUGGGAUAUCCCGCAGCUUCCUGACUUUUUGGACAGCACAAAUAACGACGAAGAUGAAUAUUUUAUCUCACCUUUCAACUUCCCACUAUCAUUGCCUUCUGAUGAGAUUGUUGCAAAAGUUUUGGAUCAGAAAGUUGAACUAGAAAGCAUUGAGUUACUCCCCGGGACCACUAUUUUGAAAGGGCUAAUCCGUGUCCUUAAUAUCUCCUUCACAAAAGCAGUUUAUGUGCGCACCUCUCUGGACAACUGGCUCAGCCACUUUGACUUGCUCUGCGAAUACAUCCCCGGAUCAAGCGAUGGGCAUUCAGACAGCUUUUCAUUCAAACUAACGUUAAUGCCUCCGUUCGCAGAGCAGGGGGCUAGAGUUGACUUCUGUUUGCGAUAUGAGACACCAAACGGGACAUUUUGGGCCAAUAAUAGAAAUAGGAACUACGUGUUGUUUUGUUAUAAGAGGAAGAAAGAAAUUCAAGACAAGCCGCAAAGGGAACAUUUGAACAAGAGGAGCUGCCUCAAGACUGUCAGUCAGAGCUUCUCCGUGGAUGAAAGCAUGUCUUGUCCGGAGAGAGAAAACCAUGCACCAGAUGUGACAACGCAGCAGAAAAUCAUCAUUGAAACAAGUCAAACUAGUGCCCAAAGUGACAGCAGUCCAGUGAAAUCUGAAGAAGAGGCUAACACAUUACAGGGGGAGAACAGAAGAAACCGCAAUCGUCGAAAUCGCAGAAAAGCAGCGCGUAUGGCUCGGGUCAGGGAGCACAUGGCUCAAAAAGACUUGACAUCACAGGACAGUGAGACCCAGGCACCCCCGGAACAACAUAUCCCAACGGCACAGGAGCAAAACCAAAACUCAAAACUGUCAAAUCCUAAAGGAAGUGUUGAAUUUGACUGCACUGCUGAUGGGUCACUGUCGAAGGACUCAAAUUGUACGAAAUAUGAGAACUUCAAUCUGGCUGAGGUUGUAGCAAAUGAUAGUCGCUGUGAGAGCAAAGACAUGCCAAAAGUAGCCACUGCACUGCAUCAAAAUACUGACAACUUUGUCUGCACCGGAGAGGAGACAAGUCUGGAGGUGGCCAGGUACUGCGGACAUCAUUCAGGAGAGAGGGAUGACAGCAAAAGCCUUGUUAGCGAUUCCAGCGGCUUCGCAUUUGGCACUGUGGUUGCGCCACUUUACCAGGAGGUGUCCGGGAAAAGAGUGGGGAGUCAGCUAUAUAGUGAAAUAUACAACACAUCAGAAACAAUGAAGGAACAGCAAGAGACAGAGGAGAGGAGCAGCAAUGCAGAAAUAAAUGUUUGCAAAGAUAUAGGAGGUUGCUGCAAUGAUGGGAAAGUUGAAAGCAGUGAACAAGUCGGGGCUACUUCAGGCAAUGAUGAAAUUAUAAACAUUGAUACUAUUGAUGCUAUUGAAAAGAGCACCUCUGAGAAGAUUUGGGACUUGGAAACUGAAAAUAGCGGUUUGAAUUUAAACCAUCAAGUACACUUAGAAAAUGACAACUCUAGCAGUCGUAUUGACAUGAAUACGGAAGAAACUUUAUUGACAACCGGAGCACAAGAUAGUCCAUUUGAAUUUGAAAAACAGCCUUGCCAGAAUGUUAUUAGUGACAUAAUUGACCCAAAUAUGGACAGUAGUGAUCCCAAUUUAGCUUUACCACCACAAUGCAAUGUGUUGUUUCAAGAGGCAAAUGCAAAAGCAUCUUUGCUUUUUCAACUUUCUCAAAAUGAGUGUUUGCAAAAUGAGACAUCAGAGAGCAGUGAUGGGGUUCAAAUUGGGAUGACAUUAGUUGACAAAUCAUUGGCUACACCAUUACUAGAUGCCUCUGGAAAUUCUAAGGAAAAUGUAUCUUUGCUAUUUCAGCCUUCACAAGAUGAGGAGUUGGUUGACCAAUCUGCCAACAUUAGCAAUGUGAUUCAUGAUCCAAGUCUGGUUCCUGAAACUUGUCCAAUUGUAUCACCAAGUCAUUUAUCCAAAACAUCUGAAGAAAACUUACAUAUGAACCCCCAGAUUUCACAAAAUGGAUGUUUGCUAGACCUUUCUACCCAAACUAGUAAAGCUAAAGAUGAAAUAAGUCUAGAAUUUGAAGACCAAACUAGGGCUGUAUCACCAAACCAUAUCUCCGAAACACCUGGAGACGCUGAUCAAUCUUUAUCACUUGAACAACAUUUGACCAAAAAUGUGUCAGACCAGCCUGCGAACAUCAGUAAUCCUAUCAAUGAACCAGGUCAAGACAGUGAAGCCAGCAUUUUAAUUGUUUCAAGCCAUGUAUCAGCAAUAUCUGAAGACAAAAAUACACAGUUGACCUUACAGCUUUGUCAAAAUGCUGAUUGGUCCGACCACGAAAACAAAAGCAUAGUGUUUAAAGACCAAAGUGUAGCUAUAUCACCAACCUGUACUUUUCCAACUCCUGAGAAAGGAAAUCUGUUUUUAUUACUUGAACAAAAUAAGGGUUUUGUAGACCAGCCCAACAACAAUAGUGACUUAACAGGUGAAAUAAAUCUUGACAAUGACUGUUCUCAAACCCAUGUAACCAAAUUAUCUAUUGAAGAAAACACGGCUGAUGUUACUACGGUGAUCACACAAUCCUAUCAAUGUGAAAUACCCGAAGAACGGAAUGUAUUGCCUGAGCAAAGUGAGAAUUUGGAAAACAAGUCAGAACAAGAACAUAACUCUACAAGGAUAACUCAAUCACAAGAAUUCGAUGAAAACGUUGACGAAAAUGCAUGUUUGUUACUGGGAGCAAGUAGCUGUUUGCAAGACAAUUCAAGUAACCAUAGCGACUUUAUGGAUGAAGUGUAUGAUCGUGAUGCGGAUUGUGUAACUGUACCAUCCAGCCAAGUAUCAAAAUCAUGGUCUCCUCAACAGGCUCAAAAUGACAACCUCACAAACCCGGAUGAGAUAAACAUACAAAAUGAUGAAAAAAGCUUAGAGAUAUCAAAUUUUGCAAUAUCUGAUGAAGAAAACAAAAAGCUGUCCAUACAAGUUGAAAAUGAAGGUUUGCACGACCAGCUCGACAAUAGCAAUGACCCUAUAGUUGAUCUUGCACUAGAUAAAGUAAUGGGCAAAAUUGAAGCUGUACAAUGUCAAGAAACACAUAAGGAAGAAAAUGCAUCUUUGCCUUCUGAAGAUUUAAAAUGCAAUCGUAUACUUUUGGUAAACCAGCCAAUAAACGCCAAUGACCUUUUAGCUCAAUCAGAACUAGUGCUGGAUUUAACGGCAGCUGUAUUUGAAAAAGAAGAGAAAAAAUGUCUUGCAAAUAUUGCAUUAGAAAGCCAUGACAUUACAGCAAAUCCAGGAAUUACUUUUGAGGAUAAAUCAGAGGUUGCAGAAAGUUGUGCAGAGACUGAGCUACAAGAUAUAAGCAAACGUAAUGAAGAGAAAUUAAAUGAAACUGUUGAAAUGGAUAGACAAUUGAUGGUUGAUAAUAUAGUUGAUGAUGUAGUUGAGUCAGAAACAAGGACUAAUUGUAACAAAGAUGACGAAAUUACAGCCUCUGAAAAUGUAGCACACUUUGAAAUAUGGUCCCACAUCGAAACAAUGGAGCUUACUUUGGAAGAUGAGGCUAAAAGCUGGGAAGUAAUGGUUGACGAGGAGCAAGAAAACUUAGAUAUUUUAACCACAAGUGAAGAUAUUGAGGAUGUUAUAACAAGUUUGAAGGAAGAUGACAAAGUAGAGAGUCUAGAUUCAAAAAUGGGCAAUGUAGAACUGUUAGAAAUUGCUAGCGCAGUUGGGAUUGACGGUCAAAAUGCAACAAAGGAUAUUCAGACGAACCUUGAUGCACUGGAUGAACUUGAGACUGCACAAAAGGCAGGAGUAAAUAAUGAUGGAACAUAUUUUGAACCAGUAGAAAAUGACAAAUUGGACAGUCUAGAUUCAAAACUGGACACUGUAGAACUAUUAGAAAUUGCUAGUGCAGUAAGGACUGAUGUUCAUUAUGCAACAGAAGCCAUCUGCAAGAAAAGCGAUGCAUUGGAUGAAUGUGAGAAUGCAAAAAAGUCUAAAGUAAAUAAGGACACAUAUUUUGAACCGGUAUUCGAAGUUGAAAUGCAAAGUUUUGCAGAAAAUGUGGAGGGUUGUGCAAGUGUAAAUGAGAAACAGUUGAAUGAAUGUAUUGAAAGCAACUUAAUGGACUCUGUGGCCAAUUUGCCAGUUUUUGAAAACACAGAUGUUGACUAUAUAGGGGAAGUGAAAGUCAAAAUGCAAUUGAAAUCAAAUGAAGAGGAAAGGUUUAAAAUACCUCCUCGCAGAGCUAGGAGUAACAUACCUGCCCGAAUGGACAAUGUGCAAAAGGGCAUUCAAAGUAUCCAGGUGGAAACAGUGGAAGAACCAACACAUAUGCCAAUUGAAAUAGGCAACACAGAUUUGCUUUCAAAAGACACCAUUGAUAAUACUUUUGAGUUGAAAUAUGAUCAAAAUAGCGAUGACAGUAGCACUUCUGAGUCUGAAUCCGAUUCUGAAGAUGAAAUGGAACUGUACAUGCAUUGUCUGAGAGCAGUUUAUGGGCAACAGAGCUCUCCAAAAGCCUUAAAACCAGAACUAAAUCGAGAUAAAGAGUUCAAAAGACUGCCUUCAAUCAGGAGUAAACGCUUGUCAACAUCAUUACCGUCCAUUAGUGAAUCUUUAGAUGAGGAACAGCCUCGCCUGGAGACGGAGGCCUGCUUUCUGCGCUCUGAUUGGCUGCUGAGCUGUCAGUUCUAG
Periophthalmus magnuspinnatus is the source of this 4959-nucleotide messenger RNA. It is a transcript of the gene ppp1r3ab, whose product is annotated as protein phosphatase 1, regulatory subunit 3Ab. The coding region runs from base 1 to 4959 and encodes 1652 amino acids. The transcript is spliced from 5 exons. Gene Ontology annotation, molecular function: glycogen binding; protein phosphatase 1 binding. The record is from RefSeq and is a predicted model, not a curated record. Gene Ontology annotation, biological process: regulation of glycogen biosynthetic process. NCBI's taxonomy places the organism in Eukaryota, Metazoa, Chordata, Actinopteri, Gobiiformes, Gobiidae. Gene Ontology annotation, cellular component: protein phosphatase type 1 complex.